AUGGAUGUCAGAACCUGGUUCGCACAACCUGACGGCGCUAAGCUCAACUUCUGUGUCGCCAUAGUGAUGAAGAACGUCUGGGGAACUGACCAGUGGUACGACGAGUCCUGCACUGAACGAGCCACAAGGUCCUUCAUCUGCAAGCGGGCGGCCGAACGAGUGAACCGCUCGGGAGACACAAACGAAUGUGCCUCUGGAAAUGGCGGCUGUGCGCAGACUUGCACAAACUACAUCGGGAGUUUUCAAUGUUCCUGUGGUGUUGGCUACAACCUGAAUUGGGAUGGGAAGUCGUGUGACGAUGUGAAUGAGUGCGCCUCUGCUAACGGUGGUUGUGCGCAGACUUGCACGAACAACUUUGGGAGUUUCUACUGUUCUUGUGGGACUGGCUACAACCUGAAUUUUAAUGGGUUGUCGUGUGACGAUGUGAAUGAGUGCAACUCUGCCAAUGGCGGCUGUGCACAGACUUGUACGAACAACAUCGGGACUUUUCAGUGUUCCUGUGGAGUUGGCUACAGCCUGAAUGGCAAUGGCCUCUCCUGUGACGAUGUGAAUGAGUGCAACUCUGCCAACGGUGGCUGUGCGCAGACUUGUACGAACAACAUCGGAAGUUUUCAGUGUUCCUGUGGAACUGGCUACAACCUGAAUGCCAAUGGGUUGCUUUGUGACGAUGUGGACGAAUGUGCCUCUGCUAACGGAGGGUGUGACCAGACAUGCACAAAUGAUAUAGGGAGUUUUCAGUGCUCCUGUGCGUUCGGUUAUAACUUGAAUGGUGACGGCCUUGCUUGUGAUCGCGUGGAGUGCCCGCUUCUCACAGCUCCUACAAACGGAGUGAUGACUGGAUCAAAUUUCUAUCAAGACGUGGCAUCGUUUACGUGCGAUUCUGGAUACUACCUUGACGGAAACUCUGCAAUAAAUUGCCAAGCUGACGCCACGUGGAGUGGGGCCGUCCCAACAUGUCCACCCGUGCCAUGCCCGGUGCUGACAGCCCCUGUAAACGGUGCAAUGACUGGCUCCCAUUUCUACCAAGACGUGGCAGCGUUCACCUGCGAUUCUGGAUACUACCUUGACGGAAACUCUGCAAUAACUUGCCAAGCUGACGCUACUUGGACCAAGGAGUGCCCGCUUCUGACAGCACCUUCAAACGGUGCAAUGACUGGGACCAACUUCUACCAAGACGUGGUUGAGUUCACAUCCAAGGAGUGCCCUCUUCUGACAGCACCUUCAAACGGUGCAAUGACUGGAACCAACUUCUACCAAGACGUGGUUGAGUUCACGUGUAAUGCUGGAUACGAUCUUGUAGGAAUUUCUGCAUUAACUUGCCAAGCUGAUGCCACAUGGAACGGAACUGCACCAACAUGCACACCUGUGGAGUGUCCAGUGCUGACAGCUCCUGUGAACGGUUCAAUCAGUGGAUCCAAUUUCUACCAAGACUGGGUACAGUUCUGGUGUAUUCCUGGAUACGAGAUUGAAGGAAGUUCGACCUUAGCGUGCCAAGUUGAUGCCACGUGGAGUGGGUCCGUCCCGAUGUGCAAACGUGUACAGUGCCCUCUGCUGGAAGCUCCGGCAAAUGGUGUAAAGACUGGUUCCAAUUUCUAUCAAGACGUGGUAACAUUCACAUGCUACACUGGAUACGACCUGGUUGGAACUUCUAGCUUAACAUGCCUUGCUGAUGCCACAUGGAAUGGAAACGUCUCAACAUGCACACGCGUGCAGUGUCCACUGUUGACAGCUCCUGUGAACGGUGUAAUGUCUGGCAACAAUUUCUUCCAAGACAUCGUAAGGUUCACGUGCGAUGCUGGAUACGACCGUGUCGGAACCUCCAGCUUGACCUGCCAAGCUGACCACACAUGGAACGGGAUGGUUCCAACCUGCACACGCGUGCAGUGUCCACUGUUGACGGCUCCUGAGAACGGUGGAAUGACUGGCCAACAUUUCUACCAGGACGUGAUACAGUUCACGUGCCAUACUGGAUACGAGCUUAUUGGGAGUUCCAACCUGACAUGUGGAGCGGACCGCACCUGGGAUGGGAUCGCCCCUUCCUGUACACGCAUUGAGUGUCCAGUCCUAAUAGCUCCUGUGAACGGUGGAAUGACCGGCUUCAAUUUCUUCCAAGACGUUGUGGUGUUCUCUUGUGAUUCUGGAUACGACCUUGUUGGAACCGUCAGUUUGACUUGCCAGGCUGAUCGCACGUGGGACGGGGUUGCCCCAACGUGCACUCGUGUGCAAUGUCCUAUGCUGUCGUCUCCCUUAAAUGGUGAUUUGACCGGCCCCAACUUCUACAUGGAUACUGUGCUGUUCACCUGUAACUUAGGAUAUGAGCUGAUCGGACAUUCCAGUUCCACCUGUCAAGCAGAUCAGUCAUGGAACAAAAACGUUCCCUCAUGUAACGGUAGGGUAUUCACCAACAUUGCAGUAAGAUAG
This is a messenger RNA of Branchiostoma floridae (Florida lancelet), 2421 nucleotides long. Its product is annotated as CUB and sushi domain-containing protein 1-like. The coding region runs from base 1 to 2421 and encodes 806 amino acids. Gene Ontology annotation, molecular function: calcium ion binding. Lineage: Eukaryota; Metazoa; Chordata; Leptocardii; Amphioxiformes; Branchiostomatidae. The transcript has 16 exons. The record is from RefSeq and is a predicted model, not a curated record.